ACGCGUUGUGUCUGAGACCUUCCCAUACCUAGGUAUCAAACGCGUGGACAGAACACGCAACAUUCCACGGCAGUGACCAAACAACACCAAUUAUUCGGCAUCCGUUUAAAAGGGAGACAGCAUGCUCCGCACCUUGAAGACAAUGCUCGCGUCAACUCUUUCUCGUGUUUCCGCAGUCACUGGCAAGCCACCCAAGUGGGUCUCUACGCAGCCAUGGCGUCCAUUCAUUCAAUUCUUGUCUUUGUGUCCUUGUAUAUGACCCUCGCCCGGGCACAGUUCAGCCUCAACGCGAAAGUUAAUAAUGUCGUCUACUGGGGCCAAGGAGCAGACCAACAACGCCUCCUGUACUACUGUCAGAAAAACGAGAUCGAUGCCAUUGCCCUCUCGUUCGUCAACCUCUUCCCGGCCCAGGCCAACGGAUUCCCAGGAACGAACUUCGGGAAUCAAUGCAGCGGCGCCGUAUACCCGGGCCCGGGAUACAACGGUGUGGUGGAUCAUUCCAAAGACAGUCUGCAAUCGAGCUGCCCCCUCCUCGCCUCCGACAUAGCGACAUGCCAGAGGACCUAUGGAAAGAAGAUCUUCCUGGCUCUCGGGGGUGACUCGGGUGACUAUCAAGUCGAUGGCGUCGCGGAUGGCAUCAAGUUUGCAAACAUGCUUUUCGGUCUGUUUGGGCCAAGGAACAGGAUCUGGGUCAAGGCGGGUCUGCCCAGACCAUUUGACAUGCCCGGUGACUCUGUCGGAUCUGCCGUCGACGGCUUCACGCUGGACAUCGAGACUCCUGCCGAUGACGGUGGAGCAGGUUACAUAGCCUUCGCCACGCAGCUGCGAAGGCUCUUCCCAGCGUCUCCCCAGAAGGAUCUGGUCCUCUCGGGGGCGCCCCAGUGCGCCGUGCCCGACGCCAGCAUGGGUCAGCUGAUAGCCUCGGUCGCAUUCGACGCGCUCUUCAUCCAGUUCUACAACACAGCCGCCUGCUCGGCCAGGGCCUGGGCUAAUGCCAACCCGAACUACAUCGCGGGCACGCGGCCCUUCCCCUCGGGCGGGUUCACGUACGACUCGUGGACAACGGCGCUGACCACGAGCGCCAGCUCCGGGGCCAAGCUGUUCAUCGGCCUGGCCGGCAGCCAGUACGCCGUCGAAGACGCCAGCUACUAUGUCAACCAGAACGAGACCACGAACCUGAUCAACGCUUACUUUUGCAACCGUAAUUUUGGUGGUGUCGCUAUCUGGGAUGCUGAGUACGCCGACCAGAACGUCGAUCUCGGCCAGUCGUUCACACAAUCAACCAAGACCUCGUUGAACAAUGCCCUGCAGAACACGCUGGUGAGGAACUGCCGCGGGGCCGCUGUGGGAGAAAAGAUGUGA
Diaporthe batatas is the source of this 1362-nucleotide messenger RNA. RefSeq lists its product as uncharacterized. Gene Ontology annotation, cellular component: extracellular region. The coding region runs from base 214 to 1362 and encodes 382 amino acids. Gene Ontology annotation, molecular function: chitinase activity. The record is from RefSeq and is a predicted model, not a curated record. The transcript is spliced from 3 exons. NCBI's taxonomy places the organism in Eukaryota, Fungi, Ascomycota, Sordariomycetes, Diaporthales, Diaporthaceae. Gene Ontology annotation, biological process: carbohydrate metabolic process.